GCUUCUCCUUGCUGAGGCUGGGACAUGGGGGAGCCGCUGUGCACAUGCGUGCGGCCGGCCACAGCCUCCCUCCGGCCCCUGAGACAGGAUUCUGCCUCUCGCAGCUCAGCUCCAGGCAGACGUGGCUCCGGCGACCACAUUCCUUGUAGGAAAGACGAGGGAAGAGAGAUCAUGUCGCGGCUGGAGCAGUCUUGGAACUGGCUGGCGGUCACAGUCGGCGCACUUCUGACUUUAACGCCCUCGGCUUGCGGGGACGCACAGGGUUCGCGUCCAAACGUCCUUCUCCUCAUGGCCGACGAUUUCGGCAUUGGCGACCUUGGCUGCUAUGGUAACAACACCAUCAGGACCCCAAACAUUGACCGCCUGGCCCAGGACGGUGUGAUGCUCACCCAGCACCUGGCGGCCGCGUCCGUGUGCACCCCGAGCCGGGCUGCCUUCCUAACGGGCAGAUACCCUCUCCGUUCAGGUAUGGUUUCCAGUGAUGGUUACCGUGUUCUUCAGUGGGCUGCAGUCUCGGGAGGGCUCCCAGCUAAUGAGACAACUUUUGCAAAGAUAUUAAAAGGCAGAGGCUAUGCCACAGGCCUAAUAGGAAAAUGGCAUCUGGGUCUCAACUGUGAAUCUUCCAGCGACCACUGCCACCACCCGCUCAACCACGGAUUCGACCACUUCUAUGGAAUGCCGUUUUCCAUGAUGGGAGACUGCAUCCACUGGGAGCUGUCCGAGAAGCGUGCAGGCAUGGAGCACAAACUCAACGUCUGCUUCCAGAUCGUGGCCUUGGCUGCCCUCACGCUCGCCGCUGGGAAACUCGCCCGCCUGACGUCAGGCUCCUGGACUCCGGUUGUCUGGUUGACCAUUGCUGCCAUCUUGCUCUUCACGACCUCACGUUUCCUGGGUGUCCUGAUCGUUCAUGCAGACUGCUUCCUGAUGAGAAACCACACCAUCACUGAGCAGCCCAUGCGCGUUCAAAGGACGACAUCUCUUAUUCUCACAGAGGUGGCGUCCUUCAUCCAAAGAAACAAGCAAAGACCUUUCCUCCUGUUUGUCUCCUUUCUGCACGUGCACACGCCUCUGAUCACCACCGAGAAGUUCCACGGGAAGAGUGCCCACGGGCUGUACGGUGAUAACACAGAAGAGAUGGACUGGAUGGUGGGGAAGAUCCUGGACACUUUGGACAUGGAAGGGUUGACCAACAGCACCCUCGUUUAUUUUACGUCGGACCAUGGGGGAUCCUUAGAGUCUCAACUCGGAAACAACCAGUAUGGCGGCUGGAAUGGAAUUUAUAAAGGCGGCAAAGGCAUGGGGGGCUGGGAGGGCGGCAUCCGCGUCCCGGGGAUCUUCCGGUGGCCUGGGGUGCUGCCGGCCGGCCGCGUGAUCCACGAGCCCACCAGCCUGAUGGAUGUCUUCCCCACCGUGGUCCAGCUGGGGGGCGGCGAGGUGCCCCGGGACAGGGUCAUCGAUGGCCGGGACUUGCUGCCCUUGCUGUUGGGGACCACGCAGCACUCGGCUCACGAAUUCCUGCUGCAUUACUGCGAGGAUUCUCUGCACGCGGCGCGCUGGCACCAACGAGACGAAGGAAGAGUCUGGAAAGUGCACUUCGCGACCCCAGUGUUCCACCCGCACGGAGCCGGCGCCUGCUACGGGAGGGCCGUGUGCCCGUGCUUCGGAGACCAGGUCACCCACCACCACCCCCCGCUGCUCUUCGACCUGUCCAGAGACCCUUCCGAGGCCCACGCCCUCACGCCGGACACGGAGCCCUCCUUCUACCAGGUGCUGGACACGGUGGCCCGGGCCGUGGAGGGGCACCGCCGCUCGCUCAGCCCCGUCCCGCUGCAGCUGGGCGCGCGGGGCAACGCCUGGAGACCGUGGCUGCAGCCGUGCUGCGGCCCCUUCCCGCUCUGCCGCUGUGACCGCGAGGGCGGCCCGGCCCCAGGGCCGCCCAGGGAGCCCUAGCUCCCUCCGCGGUCCCUGCUGGUCUUUCACGGUGGAAAUAAAACUCCCCUAUGGGGUUAACUUA
Suricata suricatta (meerkat) is the source of this 2014-nucleotide messenger RNA. RefSeq names its product arylsulfatase E (gene ARSL). NCBI's taxonomy places the organism in Eukaryota, Metazoa, Chordata, Mammalia, Carnivora, Herpestidae. The transcript is spliced from 11 exons. Gene Ontology annotation, molecular function: arylsulfatase activity. The record is from RefSeq and is a predicted model, not a curated record. Bases 25 to 1950 code for a protein of 641 amino acids.